UCUUGCUUGUCUUCCCUGUCUCUCCAUUGCUCUCGCUCUCCAGGAGAAGACUUGUGGCAUGGCCGUGCAGGCGCGGUUCGGGGGCGGCCUCACCGGGUGCCUGCCGCUCUGCGGCGGCGGCGGCGGAUUGGCCGAGGACCAGAUGCUAGCGCUCAGGGACUACGGUGGCGCGCUCCUGCCACUGCCGCCAGCCGCCGCCGCGGGCAACAAGGCGUACCAGUACAACUGCGCCGCCGGCGUGGUCAGCGGCGCGCAGAGCGAGCUGACGUGCAACGGCGGCGGGGUGGCGGUGCCGUCGCGGAAGCGCGGGAGGGAGGAUGCGCUCGACCAGUACGUGGCGUCCUCGUCGGCGGCGGCGCUGCUGCCGAUCCCGGGGACGCAGAGGGCGGUCGUGGCGCGUCACUCUCCCUCGGCGGCGGCGGCGUUCGCGAGCCGGAUGGCGGAGUCCGCGACGGCGUCGACGAGCAGGCGGCCGGCGCCGGCCGCCGUGGUGGCGGAAGCGCUGGCGGCGGAGCUGUGCCGGCAGGGCGCGGAGGUGGACGCGCUGGUGCGCGCCGAGUGCGAGCGGCUGCGCGCCGGGCUGGAGCAGGCGCGGGAGCGGCAGCGCCAGGCGCUGGCGCGCGCCGCCGAGGCGGGCGCGGCGCGCGCGCUGCGGGCGAGGGAGGCCGAGCUGGGCGCGGCGCGGCGGCGCGCGGCCGAGCUCGAGGAGCGGCUGCGGCAGGCGGCCGCCGAGGGCCAGGCGUGGUGCGGCCUGGCCCGCAGCAACGAGGCCGUCGCCGCGGGGCUCCGCGCCGCGCUCGACGCACUCCUCCUCCGUGGCGCCGGCGCCGGAGCCGCCCCGGCGCAGGCCGCCGAGGAGGGCUUCGGCGAGUCCUCCGGCGCCGCCCCUGCCGCGGCGGCGGACGACGCGCAGUCCCGAUGCCUCGUCGAGGCCGAGGCCGAGGACGCCGCCGCCGCGGCCACGUCGGCCACCGCGGCGAGCAGGUGGACGUGCCGGGCGUGCGGCGGCGGCGAGGCGUCGGUGCUGCUGCUGCCGUGCCGGCACCUGUGCCUGUGCAAGGCGUGCGAGCCCCGGGCGGAGGCCUGCCCCGUCUGCCUGGCGCCCAAGAGCGCGUCCAUCCACGUCGCCGCCAUGUGACCGCGCCCGCCACGCCGAGGCCGGCGCCCACGGCGCGUAGCCCCCGGCUCCGGCGAUCUCGCCAGCUAACUUCGUCAUCAGCCUGAGUAAUUUAUACAGCCGGAUACAGUAAAAUACUAGUGGUUACUAUUUAUUAGGACAAUUUUAUCCCGUUCUGUUGUUUUGUAAAAAAAAGUUACCGCCGGGGUCAAAGUCCUGUUCUUUUUUUUUUUUGAAGGAGGUCAAAGUCCUGUUCUGGUUAACUUGUACUGGGAAAAAAAGAUUAGAAUCUUGGGGUGCUGCUUCAUCCCUCCUCUGUU
Panicum virgatum (switchgrass) is the source of this 1437-nucleotide messenger RNA. RefSeq names its product probable BOI-related E3 ubiquitin-protein ligase 3. NCBI's taxonomy places the organism in Eukaryota, Viridiplantae, Streptophyta, Magnoliopsida, Poales, Poaceae. Bases 59 to 1138 code for a protein of 359 amino acids. The record is from RefSeq and is a predicted model, not a curated record. The transcript has a single exon. Gene Ontology annotation, molecular function: ubiquitin-protein transferase activity.